This is a messenger RNA of Solanum tuberosum (potato), 2538 nucleotides long. RefSeq names its product polyadenylate-binding protein 2-like. Lineage: Eukaryota; Viridiplantae; Streptophyta; Magnoliopsida; Solanales; Solanaceae. The transcript is spliced from 10 exons. Bases 306 to 2312 code for a protein of 668 amino acids. Gene Ontology annotation, molecular function: RNA binding. The record is from RefSeq and is a predicted model, not a curated record.
GCUUACAGUUUUCCCCAAAUCCGGUGUUGCGGUGCAGUUUUCUCUGCCCUCCUCAACCCUAAAAAACCGAAAAAUUCUCUCUUCAGUUUCUCUCGGAUCUCCGACGAUUUCUAUCUCCAUUAUUCCUCUAUUUUACAUCUCAAAAAACCCAAAAAAUCCCUAAAUUUUCGCUUACUUUUUCCUCCAUUGGGUUUUCUUAUCAAUAACAACACAUUACAGAGAAAGGGGCAACUGAAAAAAGGAAAAAAAAAGGAGGGUAUCUCUUUAUUUGUUCCAGAAAAGUCUAUAUAUUUUUGUUUGUUCUUAUGGCACAGAUUCAGGUUCAGCAUCAAACUCCAGUGGCCGGAGGAAAUGGUGUGGCGGUUGCUGCUGCUGCCGCCGGUGCUGCCGCUGCUGUAGCGGCGCCCGGUGGAGGAGUGUCGAAUCAGUUCACGUCCACGUCGUUGUAUGUUGGAGACUUGGACUUUAACAUCACUGAUUCACAGCUGUAUGAUCUGUUCAACCAUGUGGGUCAGGUUGUUUCUGUUAGGGUUUGUAGGGAUCUUAGUACUCGGAGAUCUCUUGGAUAUGGCUAUGUUAACUACAGUAACCCAUCCGAUGCUGCAAGGGCAAUGGAGUUGUUGAACUUCACUCCUGUCAAUGGGAAGUCCAUUAGGGUGAUGUAUUCUCAUAGGGAUCCCACUCUUCGUAAGAGUGGAUCAGCAAAUAUAUUUAUUAAGAAUUUGGACAAGUCAAUUGACAACAAAGCUUUACAUGACACCUUUUCAAGCUUUGGCAACAUUCUUUCUUGCAAGAUAGCUACUGAUUCUAAUGGUCAGUCAAAGGGUUAUGGUUUUGUACAAUAUGACAAUGAAGAAUCAGCUCAAGGUGCCAUAGAUAAGUUAAAUGGUAUGUUGAUGAAUGAUAAGCAAGUGUAUGUUGGACACUUUCUUCGCAAACAGGAACGAGAAUCUACAACUGGCAUGAUAAAAUUUAACAAUGUCUAUGUGAAAAAUUUGGCUGAAUCUGCUACUGAUGAUGAGUUGAAGAAUGUUUUUGGUGAGUUCGGAAGUAUUACUAGUGCAGUAGUGAUGAGGGAUGCAGAUGGUAAAUCCAAGGGCUUUGGGUUUGUCAAUUUUGAGGAUGCAGAUGAUGCUGCUAAGGCUGUUGAAGCAUUAAAUGGAAAGAAAUUUGAUGAAAAAGAGUGGUAUGUUGGGAAAGCACAGAAAAAAUCUGAAAGAGAGCAAGAAUUGAAAAACAAGUUCGAGCAAACUGCCAAGGAGGCUGUUGAUAAAUACCAAGGUGUUAAUUUGUAUGUAAAAAAUUUGGAUGACACCAUUGAUGAUGAAAAGCUCAAGGAACUUUUUGCAGAGUUUGGUACAAUUACCUCAUGCAAGGUUAUGCGUGAUCCAAGUGGAAUCAGCAGGGGUUCUGGAUUUGUUGCCUUCUCUACUCCUGAAGAAGCUUCCAGAGCUCUUUCUGAGAUGAACGGCAAAAUGAUAGUUAGCAAACCACUCUAUGUUGCACUAGCACAGCGGAAAGAGGAGAGAAGAGCAAAGUUGCAGUUGGUACAGGCACAAUUUUCACAACUGCGACCAGUGGCAAUGCCCCCAUCACUUGCUCCUCGCAUGCCAAUUUACCCUCCUGGUGCUCCUGGGAUUGGACAGCAACUAUUUUAUGGGCAAGGUCCCCCCGCUCUUAUUCCUCCCCAGGCUGGGUUUGGCUAUCAACAACAGCUUGUUCCUGGAAUGCGCCCUGGAGGAGCUCCUAUGCCAAACUUCUUCAUGCCAAUGGUUCAACAAGGCCAACAGGGCCAGCGCCCAGGUGGUCGACGAGGAGCAGGGCCUGUGCAACAAUCUCAACAGCCUAUGCCCUUGAUGCAGCAGCAGAUGAUGCCAAGAGGAAGAAUGUACCGCUAUCCACCUGGACGUAAUGUGCCAGAUGGGCCAAUGCCAGGCGUUGCUGGUGGUAUGCUCUCUGUUCCAUAUGAUAUGGGUGGUAUGCUUCCUCGUGAUGCUGCUAUGGGACAGCCUGUGCCAAUUUCUACAUUGGCUACUGCCCUUGCAAAUGCACCACCUGAGCAGCAGAGGACGAUGUUGGGUGAAAGUUUGUACCCACUUGUUGAUCAGCUAGAGCACGAGCAUGCUGCGAAGGUUACGGGCAUGCUUCUUGAAAUGGACCAGACCGAGGUUUUGCAUCUGCUUGAAUCACCGGAGGCUUUGAAGGCUAAAGUUUCUGAGGCUAUGGAUGUCCUGAGGAAUGUUCAACAGGCAACCAGCAGCCCGGCUGACCAACUUGCCUCGCUUUCCCUCAAUGACAACCUUGUUUCUUAGUGAAGUCAAGCUUGUCCAAGUGAAUGCUGAAUGCGGCGUUUUUUGAUGGAUGAUCUCCUCUGUAGUGAGGAUAAAACAGAUUUUGCAGGGAUGAGUUUUGAAAAACUGCUAGGGUUUUGCUAUCUCAGGAUGUUUUAUCUUGGAUAUGAAUUUUUUUUUUGGAUUCUUAAGAUUAUGUUUUAUGUUAUGUGGUCCUGAGUUUUUAAUACUUUGCUGUGUUGCUUCA